Molecule: messenger RNA, 2378 nt
Organism: Thunnus maccoyii (southern bluefin tuna)
Lineage: Eukaryota; Metazoa; Chordata; Actinopteri; Scombriformes; Scombridae
Gene: lmnl3
Product: lamin L3
Exons: 11
Coding region: 281-2068 (595 amino acids)
Source: RefSeq, a predicted model, not a curated record
GUCAAAUCUUCAAGUUUGAUUGGUUUCAGCUGUGGACGCCGUUAAUGUUGGGAAACGUCCAUUUAAUAAGUCCUUAUGGCCAGAUCGGGAUUUCCUUCCUCUAGGACUGUUUCUAUGUGACUUUUAUUUUAUUUCAAAUAUUGCUGCAUCCGUUGCUUGCGUGCGUUCGGUUAAGUGUACCUUACUGCGGCCCGUCAUUUUGUAUAUUUAAAAAUCGUCUAAACCAUCAGGAUUGUUGUGGACCGUGCCUGCAGCAGUGCCCACCCGGCCCACAGCUACCAUGGCCUCCGCCACCUCCACCCCCGCCGCCUCCAGCAGCCGCGCCAGCCGCUCCGCCAGCCGCCGCAGCGCAGCCGCCGGCGGCCUCUCAGCAUCCAGCACCAGCCCGACCUGCCGGUCCCGCAUCCAGGAGAAAGAUGAGCUCCGACACCUCAACGACCGCCUCGCCAACUACAUCCAGCGGGUCCAAGAGCUGGAAAGCGAAAGGUCCUCCAUGCUUAUUCAGCUGGAGGAAAAAGAGGAGUCUAAAAGCCGGGAGAUGGGCAAUGUGCGGCGGCUGUACGAAGAGGAGCUGGCCGACGUCAGAACAUCGCUGGACGGCCUGGCCGGGGAGAGGGCCCGUUUGCAGAUCGACUAUGGAAAUCUGUGCGAGGAGUACAGGAAACUUCAAACCAGGAACCAGAAGAAGGAGAGUGAUCUGGCGAAUGCUUUGGCUCAGUGGAGGAAAGUUGAAGCAGCUCUGAGCUCCAAGGAUGCUGAGUACACUAAGCUACUGUCAGAGAACAGGACACUGAACGACGACUUCACUGAUCUGCAGGGCCAGCUGGAAAAUGUAGAGGGCGUACUGGCAGAUGCCAAGAACCAGCUGAGCGCUGAGAUCCUGAGGAGGGUGGACAUGGAGAACCAGGUGCAAACACUCAAAGAACAGCUUGAGCUCCACAGGAACAUCAGUGAGCAGGAAAUCAUGGACAUCCGGAGCCGACACGAGAGCCGUUUAGUGGAGUUGGACUCGGGAAGACGACGGGAGUUUGACAGUAAACUGGCCGAGACGAUGCAGCAACUCCGCCAGGACCACGAGUCUCAGCUGCAGCAGUACAAGGAAGAGAUCGACAGGACCUUCAGCUCAAAGCUGCAGAACGCCCAACAGGCUGCGUUGGAAAAAAGCAACGUAGUGUCGGCCGCCAGAGAUGAACUGGAGACAACCAAGCACAGAGUGGAGACCCUCAGCUCACAGCUCCAGCAGUACCAGAAAGAGAAAAUGGUGUUGGAGAGCCGCCUCCAGGAGCUGGAGAGGACUCGGGACCAGGAACGGGACAUUUGGCAGCAGAAACUUAGUCAGAAGGAGCAGGAGAUGCUGAACAUGAGGAGCCAGAUGUACAGCCAGCUGGAAGAAUACGAGAACCUGCUGGACGUCAAGCUAGCUCUGGACAUGGAGAUCAACGCCUACAGGAAGAUGCUGGAGGUGGAGGAGCAGAGACUGCAGCUGUCACCCAGCCCCUCCCAGCGUUCCACCGUACCACGAACACACGAACACAGCAGCCGCAAGCUCCGAGGGAAGAAGAGAAAACAUGAGGGAGCCUCUGGCAGCUCACCUGCCUAUAAGAUGUCCAGUCGUUCAGCAGAGCACGGAGCCGUGAGCGUGACGGAGGUCGACGUGGACGGAAGAUACGUUAGACUGAAGAACGUUUCCGAGACGGAGCAGCCACUUGGUGGCUGGGUGGUUCGGAGGACAUACUUAGACAAGGGAGACAUCUCCUUCCACAUCCCCUCCUCCUGCGUCCUGGCUGGGGGGCAGACACUCACUAUCUGGGCAGCAGGUGCAGAGGCAGAGGCUGACUCUGGGGACCUGAUUCUGCAGGGCCACAGGACCUGGGGCCCUGUGACUGAUGUGAGGGUGAUCCUCCUGAAUCCCAACCAUGAGGAGAUGGCUGAGCGCAGGGUGUGCGUGCAGAGCAGAGGUGAUGAGGAAACCGAACUAGAGUUUGAUGAAGAGUUCGUGUCAGGCAGUGACAUCCAGCACUUCAGGAGACAGGAGCUAUCUAAGGAGGCCAGCUGUGCCGUCAUGUGAUUGCUUGUCCAUCUCCUUCUGUCCUUCACAUCUGCCUGGGGAACCCGGAUGGUCUGCGGCCACUCCUGCAGCUGUCCAGUUCCAGUGUUGACUUAUGCAACCACCUCAACUCCGACAACUCACAGUAGGACACGGACGUGUGUCAGUUUGACACCUUAAAGCAACUGUAUCAACCUCAGUACACCUCAUUUGUUUCAUCGCUCUAACUGCACAAAAAAAGAUAGGAGCUUUGCCUUGAUUUGACCUCAUUUAAAUGUGUGUCUGUGUGUGAGAAAUAAAACUGUUGGCAUAAUAAAGUUUUCUAAACAAA